AUGCGGGAAUCGCAGCUGGGAGGCGGGCUCGACCGCACGUGGGGUCCUGCGCGCGCAUUCUUCUGUCCCAUCCUCCUGAGCGCUUCUCUCCGCCGCGUUCCGGCUAAGUCCUACCAGAUGUGGUUCGCAAAAGCCCGGAGUUGCUUCGAGGAGUGCAUCAAGGACUCGCCGCGGUUCAGGGCGACCAUUGAUGAAGUAGAAACAGAUGUGGUUGAGAUUGAGGCCAAACUGGACAAGCUGGUCAAGCUGUGCAGCGGCAUGAUCGAGGCUGGCAAGGCCUAUGUCACCACCAACAGGCUUUUCGUGAGCGGCGUCCGUGACCUGUCCCAGCAGUGCCAGGGUGAUACUGUUAUCUCGGAAUGUCUGCAGCGGUUUGGAGACAGCCUGCAGGAGAUGGUCAACUAUCACAUGAUCCUGUUUGACCAGGCCCAGAGAUCUGUGCGGCAGCAGCUUCACAACUUCGUUAAAGAGGAUGUGCGGAAGUUUAAGGAGACAAAGAAGCAGUUUGACAAGGUGCGAGAGGACAUGGAGCUGUCCUUGGUGAGGAAUGCCCAGGCUCCAAGGCACCGACCCCAUGAGGUGGAGGAAGCCUCAGGUGCCCUCACUCUCACUCGAAAGUGCUUCCGCCACCUGGCACUGGACUACGUGCUCCAGAUCAAUGUCCUCCAAGCCAAGAAGAAAUUUGAGAUCUUGGAUUCUAUGCUGUCCUUCAUGCACGCCCAGUACAGCUUCUUCCAGCAGGGCUACAGCCUCUUGCACCAGCUGGACCCCUACAUGAAGAAGCUGGCAGCUGAGCUGGACCAGCUGGUGAUUGACUCUGCAGUGGAAAAGCGUGAGAUGGAGCGUAAGCAUGCUGCCAUCCAGCAGCGGACACUGCUGCAGGACUUCUCCUACGAUGAGUCCAAAGUGGAGUUUGAUGUGGAUGCACCCAGUGGUGUGGUGAUGGAGGGCUACCUCUUCAAGAGGGCCAGUAAUGCCUUCAAGACGUGGAACCGGCGCUGGUUUUCCAUUCAGAACAGUCAACUUGUCUACCAGAAGAAGCUCAAGGAUGCACUGACUGUGGUGGUGGAUGACCUCCGCCUGUGCUCUGUGAAGCCAUGUGAGGACAUCGAGCGGAGGUUCUGCUUUGAGGUCGUGUCACCCACCAAGAGCUGCAUGCUGCAGGCCGACUCAGAGAAGCUGCGGCAGGCCUGGGUUCAAGCUGUGCAGGCCAGCAUUGCCUCUGCCUACCGCGAGAGCCCAGACAGCUGCUACAGUGAGAGGCUGGACCGCACAGCAUCCCCAUCCACUAGCAGCAUCGACUCAGCCUCAGACUCCCGGGAGCGCAGUGUCAAGGGUGAAAGUGUCCUGCAACGUGUGCAGAGCGUGGCUGGCAACAGCCAGUGCGGUGACUGUGGCCAGUCAGACCCCCGCUGGGCCAGCAUCAACCUGGGAGUGCUGCUCUGCAUCGAGUGCUCUGGCAUCCACAGGAGCUUGGGUGUCCACUGCUCAAAGGUGCGAUCUCUGACACUGGAUUCAUGGGAGCCAGAGCUGCUAAAGCUGAUGUGUGAGCUUGGAAACAGCACCGUGAACCAGAUCUACGAGGCCCAAUGUGAGGGUCUGAGCAAUAGGAAGCCCACAGCCAGCAGCCCCAGGCAGGACAAGGAGGCCUGGAUCAAGGACAAAUACGUGGAAAAAAAGUUUCUUCGAAAGUUGCCCACGGCGCCAGCCCGGGAAGCCCCAAGGCGCUGGCGGGCACAGAAAUGCCAGCGUCCUCAUAGCUCCCCCCGUGCCCCUGCUACCCGUCGCAAGGUCCGGCUUGAGCCUGUCCUGCCCUCUGUUGCUGCUCUUUCUUCAGCAAGCACCCUGGAGCGCAAGUUCCGCCGAGAUUCACUCUUCUGCCCAGAUGAGCUGGACUCACUCUUCUCCUAUUUUGAUGCAGGGGCUGCUGGGGCUGGUCCACGCAGUCUGAGCAGCGACAGCGGCCUCGGGGGCAGCUCUGAUGGCAGCUCAGAUGUCCUGGCCUUCGGCGCGGGCUCCGUGGUGGACAGCGUUACUGAAGAGGAGGGCCCAGAGUCAGAGUCUUCCAGCGGUGAGGUAGAUGGGGAUGCAGAGGCCGACAGUGAGGCCUGGGGCCUGGCUGAUGUUCGUGAGCUGCAUCCCGGGCUCCUGGCACACCGUGCAGCACGCACCCGUGACCUCCCUGCAUUGGCUGCAGCCCUGGCCCACGGGGCUGAGGUUAACUGGGCAGAUGCGGAAGACGAGGGCAAGACACCGCUGGUGCAGGCCGUGCUCGGGGGCUCCUUGAUUGUCUGUGAAUUCCUUCUGCAAAAUGGAGCAGACGUGAACCAAAGAGACAGCCGUGGCCGGGCACCCCUACACCAUGCCACGCUCCUGGGCCGCACUGGCCAGGUCUGCCUGUUUUUAAAGCGGGGGGCUGACCAGCACGCCCUGGAUGAAGAGCAACAGGACCCACUGACCAUCGCAGUGCAGGCGGCCAACGCGGACAUCGUCACGCUGCUCCGUUUGGCACGUAUGGCAGAAGAGAUGCGUGAAGCUGAGGCCCCCCCGGGUCAGCCGGGCCCCCUGCCAGGCAGCAGCCCCACAGAGCUCCAGUACCGCAGGUGCAUCCAGGAGUUCAUUAGCCUCCAUCUAGAGGAGAGCUAGGGCCGGGCAGGCCGGGCAGCCGCGGGACCCCUGCCCUGGUUCCCGCCCGCCCGGCCCAGGUGCCCUGCAUGCCCUUGAGGACCCUGGCCCCCUCCCAGCCACGGCCCUGCCGGUGGCAACCAUGGGCCCAUUUCCCGACAGUCCCCACACCCAGGUGUUCCUGGAGUCCCUGCUCGCCUGCUCUCCCUCCUUCCAGCUACCCGGAUCCCCGGGGAUGGGAGAGUGACCCCAGCACUGAGUCUUUUGAAGCCCCACGUUUCCCUGGGGCAUGCUGCAUCCUCUGGUGCCCCUCACCCCACCUGGGGACUCUCUGUCUUCCGGUGGCCCCUUUUCCGGGGCCUGGGUUGCUCAUAUCACAAACCCUUCUCAAGGCCUGUGUCACCUUGUGCCCUCUGCCUUCAGGGCCUGUGUCACCUCGUGCCCUCACCUUUACUGCCCCAGAACACUGACCUGCAAGCUGGGUCCCUUAUACACACCCCAGACCCCCCUUCUCUAGGCCCUAGGCUGGUGGCUGGCCACCAGCACCUUCCUGGGGCAGGAGGGGCAGCCCAUCCAGGGAACCAACCCGAGUACCUCACAAUGACCCCAGCAUUCAGGCUGGGUUUUGAGGGUGCUGGGUGGGUGGGGCUCUGGCCUGGGUCCUCAGCCCUAGCCGGACGCUGGCGUCUCAAGGCCAUGUGGCUGGCCAGGAGGCCCCCCGUGCCAGAUGGCCCCAGACCCAUCCCUGCCUCCUCCAGAGGCACCUUCUCCCGGUACUCGACCCAGAGCCUGUGCAUAAAGCAACUUUGGCACUUUCCACCCCUGAAUCUGCUGUUCUUUGUUAUGGACUGAGUGGAUUUUCUACAAUGA
Tupaia belangeri chinensis (Chinese tree shrew) is the source of this 3495-nucleotide messenger RNA. It is a transcript of the gene ACAP3, whose product is annotated as ArfGAP with coiled-coil, ankyrin repeat and PH domains 3. Gene Ontology annotation, molecular function: protein binding; GTPase activator activity. The transcript is spliced from 27 exons. The record is from RefSeq and is a predicted model, not a curated record. NCBI's taxonomy places the organism in Eukaryota, Metazoa, Chordata, Mammalia, Scandentia, Tupaiidae. Bases 1 to 2646 code for a protein of 881 amino acids. Gene Ontology annotation, cellular component: cytoplasm.